Perkinsus marinus ATCC 50983 is the source of this 1059-nucleotide messenger RNA. RefSeq names its product protein phosphatase 2C, putative. The transcript has 8 exons. The record is from RefSeq and is a predicted model, not a curated record. Gene Ontology annotation, molecular function: protein serine/threonine phosphatase activity; cation binding. Lineage: Eukaryota; Perkinsozoa; Perkinsida; Perkinsidae. Gene Ontology annotation, biological process: protein dephosphorylation. The annotation marks the transcript as partial.
AUCGGCAAACGUCUGAUAUGCUGUUCCAUCACAGUUCUUGGAGUACUGGUACAAGAGAAACAGGUGGAAGGAGAAUGAGAGCAGCAAGUAUGGGUGAUAGUCUACCAUCACCUGAUAAUCAUUUAUCGAUGGACUUCCCUCAUACCUUUUAUGGUCAUUAUGAGGAUAUAGGUCCUAAGGAUAGGAUGGAGGAUGCUCCUAUGUUACAUGAAUUCCAGGACCAUAGUGGGGGUAUAUUUGGUGUUUUUGAUGGACAUGGUGGUCCAGGAGCUGCUAAUUUCGCAAGGGAUAAUAUAUAUAAGUUCAUAAUAAAUGGACUAGAAAAAGAAGAGGAUCGAGUUGAUGCCUUCAUUGAUGGGUACAAGAGGACCGAGGAAGCAUUGUCACAGUAUUUAAAAGAAGAUGAGUUCCCUGUACUCAAGGCUAAAUAUGAUAUCGAUGAUAAUUAUGAGGAACUGGAUAAGGAUUAUCCAGUGUUAUCCUCUGGUACUACUGCUUGUGUAUGUAUGUUGGAUGCCUCUCGGAAACCUGCUACAUUAACUGUAGCCAAUCUUGGUGAUUGUAAAGCAGUAUUGAAUAGAGGGGGCAAGGCGAUAUGUUUGACAAACUGUCAUAAUCUUAAAGACCCAUUACCAGAGGAGAGGGAACGAGUGAUGCCUUACUUCAACAAUGGGGUUUUGGGAGACUACCUCUUUGGGAUAGCAGUCACACGAUCACUCGGUGACUUGGUUGUGGCGACAGGUGAAAAGAAUGAGGGAUUGCUGAGCAUACCAGAGGUUGUAGAGGUAGACGUGGAACCAGUAGAUAGGUUCCUAAUCAUAGCCAGUGAUGGUAUAUUCGAAGUUAUGGAUCCCCAGACUGCGGUAGAGACGGUACGAUUACAUCUACUAGGUAGGAGAUCUACACCAGGAUCAGCAGCGUAUACGUUGGUAAAGCAAGCAUUGGCUAGAGGAACUGUGGAUAAUGUCUGUGCUAUUGUUGUUAUGUUACAUGAUUAUCGAUUUGGCUUGAAAGCAUUGCUCACUGGUGGUAUUAAGAAUGAGCAUUUGCAUGGUACAG